ACUGCUGUUGCCAAUCCCAAUUCUCGGGGGCAGAGGAACAAUACAUUAGCUUGGUUUUGGUCCAUAGAUGUACAAGGGGACUCUGAUGGCAGUGACUGGUUGAAUGAAUUUUACUGUGUGCAUUGGCUCCGCACCAAGGCUAUGAGAGAUUGUUGGGCAGAAGAAUUGCUGCUAGUGCGGCAUGAAAUAGAUUGGACAUGUGCCUUUUUUAGUUAUAAGGCAGAGGAAUGGAUUGGUCUCCUAACUAUCUCCAAGCAGGAAGAGAAGGAAGGACAUGUAGCCUAUGUGGUGAGACAAAGCAAAAUCUAUCAACGCCUACAUGCAGAGGCCAGAUGUUCAUUCGACCGGAUCAGGGCUACGUGUUGCUCUGAAGGCCAUAUUCAAUUGUAG
Suillus subalutaceus is the source of this 390-nucleotide messenger RNA. RefSeq lists its product as uncharacterized. The transcript has 2 exons. The annotation marks the transcript as partial. NCBI's taxonomy places the organism in Eukaryota, Fungi, Basidiomycota, Agaricomycetes, Boletales, Suillaceae. The record is from RefSeq and is a predicted model, not a curated record.